ACCUGUUGCCAGCGGUGUCGGUACAGGAGAAGAAGAAGGAAACGGCGUAGAAGAAGGAAGGUCGGGCUACCCCGCUGGUUUCCUGAACGGAAGAAACCGCCCUUUGGCUAAACAAAAUGAGUGUUUUCCACCAGGGAGCAGUUGAACCAGUGAGCUGAUACCAUGGUGGAUAACCGCUAUGCCACAGCCCUAGUUAUCGGCUCCGUGCUGAGCCUGCUGGCCACCGUGUACCUCUCUGUGGCCGUGGGAACCCAGCACUGGUACCAGUACAGCAUCCCGCCGGGUGCACAUGAUGGAAGCAACGCCUCAUUGUUGAGUGACGACUCUGUCGACGGCAACUUCGAUGAGAAGGCACCCGGCGAGCCCUUGUAUCACCUCAAUGGCACCAUGGGACUGUGGUGGUGGUGCAUCCUGGUGCCCAGCCAGUCCCACUGGUUCAAGGAACCAGAUCCCAAGUUUAUGAGGCACUGCGAGCGCUUCACUCUUCCUCAGCGUUUCUUGCCAAGGCACGACCACCCUGAAAACCACAACAGUGAAGAGGACCUGCUAAGGACAUACUUGUGGAGGUGCCAGUUUCUCCUGCCCUUGGUGUCUCUGGCAUUGGUGUUCCUCAGCGGCCUCGUGGGCGUCUGCGCUUGCCUGUGCCGCAGCUUCACGCCCACCCUGGCCGUGGGAGUGCUGCAUCUUCUCGCGGCUCUGUGCUGUCUGGGCAGCGUGUGCUGCUUCCUAGUCGGCGUGGAUCUCCUCCACCAGUACGCCAGACCGCCCGAGUCAUCGCUGGGCUGGUCCUUCUACCUCGCCCUCAUCUCCUUCCCGCUGCAGAUGAUGGCGUCCGCCUUGUUCCUCUGGGCGGCACGCAGCCACCGCAAGAACUACUCGCGCAUGGUCGCGUAUAGGGUGGCCUAAAAAUGGCGACUGAGUACAAUCAAAAUCUCAAAGCGGAGAAGAGGAUGUUUGUAGCCGGUCAUCAUAUGUACUGACAACAGCCAUGAAACAACAUCCAUUUGUGGUAUCGCAUCUGUGUGGCCUUUCCUCCAAAAGUGCAUGCUCAAUUAUUUAUUACUUGUGGUUUUGCUGUAGCGAUUGGCUUCUUUUUAAUUGCCAUUUCACUGCUGCUCCUCACUUUGCCAUUAACGUUUUUUUUCCUUUUUUUUUUAACAUCAUCAGUUGCACAAUGCUUCAAGAAAUCUCAGCCGUUUGUUUCAAAGUUUGUCCCACUCCAGCUUACGUGUGUCGCACUGACAAAAUGUCACUUCAUUUGAAUUGGAACCACUUGUGCUGCGCUUGAUGUUUGUGCCAGUUAAUCUCAAUCCUUUCAAGUGAUUUGUGUCCUGGUGAUCAUUUACUUUUGAUAAAACCACUCUUAAUGUCGAGCAUUCCCAAAUGUAGUUAGUUCUGUGGAAUUCUUCUUCGAAGAGGCUCAAAUUUUGUACAUCGGGGUUGGGGAGGGAAUGGUGAUAUCUGUGUCUUUUUUUGGGGUCCAAAAUAAAUGUUGACUAUGCAGUUUAAUAGCCAUCCAGCCAUUUUGUAAUUCAUUUAUCCUCACACGGGGGGUGCUGGAGCCUAUCCAAGCUGUCUUUGGGCAGGAGGCAGGGGACACCCUGAACCGGUUGCCAGCCAAUCGUAGGGCACAUAUAGACAAUUCGCGCUCACAUUCACACUUAGGGACAAUUUAGAGCAUUCUGUGAACCUGCCAUGCAUGUUUUUGGAAUGUGGGAGGAAGCCGGAGAAAACCCACACAGGCACGGAGAAAACAUGCAAACUCCACACAAGAAGGCCGGAGCCGGAAUCAAACCCUGCACCUCUGCAAUGUGAGGUCGACCUUGUGCCGCCCAGUUAAAUAUGUCCGUCUUUUAUUAAAUUAUAUCCAAACACCACUUGUCUCGAAAUAUAGUGGACGUCUGACAAAAAAAAAUUGGUAAGAGAAAUCAUUCACAUAACUUUUUACAUUUCAAUCCGUUUGAAAUUGUUUUAGUAAAAAAGAAAAUCAGUUUUAAAAAAAUCUGUUUUGACUGGAAUUAAAACGGCAUCGAGCAACAUAGUACACGGCGUGUUGAUUCAAGUUUCAUUAAAACAUUAAAAGGCUCAUUGGUGAGUAGAAAAAUCAUUAAGCAAUCACUCACGACAGCUUGACAAUCAUAAAGCAGAACACUAGCAGCCUUUUGGUGUAUUUAAUUGCUGUUAAGAA
Messenger RNA from Hippocampus zosterae (dwarf seahorse), 2188 nucleotides. It is a transcript of the gene cldnd1b, whose product is annotated as claudin domain containing 1b. Gene Ontology annotation, cellular component: membrane. NCBI's taxonomy places the organism in Eukaryota, Metazoa, Chordata, Actinopteri, Syngnathiformes, Syngnathidae. The record is from RefSeq and is a predicted model, not a curated record. The transcript has 5 exons. The coding region runs from base 163 to 906 and encodes 247 amino acids.